Molecule: messenger RNA, 1602 nt
Organism: Populus nigra (black poplar)
Lineage: Eukaryota; Viridiplantae; Streptophyta; Magnoliopsida; Malpighiales; Salicaceae
Product: developmentally-regulated G-protein 2
Exons: 12
Coding region: 177-1379 (400 amino acids)
Biological process (GO): cytoplasmic translation
Cellular component (GO): cytoplasm
Molecular function (GO): GTP binding; GTPase activity
Source: RefSeq, a predicted model, not a curated record
AUUCUAAAAAGCCCUAUUGUUUUGUUCUUCUCUCUCAGCCCCAACUGCUCAAAAGAGAAAAUACCCCCACGACUUCCAUCUCGCCACUCACACCGCCUCCUCCACUCAGUUCCGUUAACAGUGUGAACCUUUUCCAAUCUAUAAAAAUUAGUGGCAACUAGAACAAAGACGCAAAAAUGGGGAUCAUUGAGAAGAUCAAAGAAAUCGAGGCUGAGAUGGCCCGUACCCAGAAAAAUAAAGCCACAGAGUAUCAUCUUGGUCAGCUCAAGGCAAAGAUAGCAAAGCUAAGGACACAACUAUUGGAGCCUCCUAAAGGUUCUAGUGGAGCUGGAGAUGGUUUUGAAGUUACAAAAUUUGGCCAUGGACGUGUCGCGCUAAUUGGAUUUCCAAGUGUGGGGAAGUCAACACUUUUAACAAUGUUAACGGGAACACAUUCAGAAGCUGCAUCAUAUGAGUUCACAACACUUACCUGUAUUCCUGGGAUUAUACAUUAUAACGAUACCAAAAUUCAACUGCUUGACCUCCCUGGAAUUAUUGAAGGCGCUUCUGAAGGCAAGGGACGUGGAAGACAGGUUAUUGCUGUUUCCAAGUCUUCAGACAUUGUAUUGAUGGUUCUUGAUGCCUCAAAAAGUGAGGGUCAUCGACAAAUAUUAACCAGGGAACUAGAAGCUGUAGGUUUGCGCUUAAACAAGAGACCGCCUCAAAUUUAUUUCAAGAAGAAAAAAACAGGGGGCAUCUCUUUCAACAGCACUUUGCCUCUAACUCAUGUAGAUGAGAAGCUUUGUUAUCAGAUUCUACAUGAAUACAAAAUUCACAAUGCAGAGGUGCUAUUCCGUGAGGAUGCAACAGUGGAUGAUCUAAUAGAUGUGAUCGAGGGUAAUCGUAAAUACAUGAAGUGCAUAUAUGUCUAUAACAAGAUAGAUGUUAUAGGUAUUGAUGACGUGGACAAGUUAGCUCGCCAGCCAAACUCUGUUGUCAUUAGCUGCAAUUUAAAGCUCAAUUUUGACAGACUACUAGCAAAAAUGUGGGAAGCAAUGGGGCUUGUGAGAGUCUACACAAAACCACAAGGCCAGCAACCUGAUUUUAGUGAUCCUGUAGUUCUUUCAGCUGAUAGAGGUGGGUGCACGGUUGAAGACUUCUGCAAUCACAUACACAGAAAUUUAAUUAAGGAUGUGAAAUAUGUGCUUGUGUGGGGUACAAGCGCAAGGCACUACCCGCAGCACUGUGGCCUUGGUCAUGUUCUCCAAGAUGAGGAUGUAGUUCAGAUUGUUAAGAAAAAGGAAAGGGAAGAUGGAGGAGGAAGGGGUCGGUUCAAAUCACAUUCAACAGCUCCUGCCCGCAUAUCUGACAGAGAGAAGAAAGCUCCAUUGAAGACAUAAGAACAUCAGCUGCUUGGCAUUAUGCUACUACAAAUCUUUUGAGUUGUGAAUUCAGCAAUAUUAUUAACUCAAUAGCACAAUGUGUCAAUACUUAACUAUGGGACAUUAGCUAAACAUAUUAUCCCUUUCCUUUCCUUUCCUUUUGUUUUGUUUUUUUGAUUGCAUAUCGUUGUUUCAACAUUAUUAUUAUUUAGGGCAUGGAAGAACUAGAGUCUUGGAUGUA